CAGCUCGUCGUGACAACUGGCUGUUGCCAGUGAUUUUUCUCUCAAUUUUGCAAAUCUUUCAUCGUCUUUGUUUCUCCCCGUGUGGAUUAUAAUUUUUUUGCUCAUCGCCAAUUUAAAGUGCCGUCAUUCCGAUAUUUUACGAUAUCUUAUCAACUUGUGGAUUUUUCAUUGUCGUGUGAAUUGGAUGUGUAGUCUUACUUUUAAUUUUUUGAAAAAUUGUAUAAAUAAUGAAUAUUUCGAAAGAUAUACAAAGUGAUAAGUGUAAGAAGGUCUAGCAAGAAACACAAAAUAAGAAGAAAAAAAAGGAAGAAAAAAUAUAAAAUUAGCUAAUACCUGUAAAAAGAUAAAAGUUGAUCGUUACAGCCUCUGCAGGUUGAGUAAUACGAGUUUUUGUGCUGCAAAAAAAAAAAAUAAUUGAAAGUGAGUUAAAUACACAAACAAGGCAGUAAAUGUAUUUACAGUGCAUUAGAAUAUGAGUAAUUAAGUGCAAGUGCUCAUUAAGUAUUGUCUUUGGAUAUAACAUACAACGAAGUGGAUACGAAAAGGAUACGAGACAUAACGAAAAGGAAGCUAAUUAUUGUCAUUUAAAAAAAAGUUCCAAAUGAGGUGUUUAGUUCUUUAAAAGGAAGUUCUAACACAGCAAUUGACCCUUAGACUAGAAAUUUUCACUUCCAUGUUACCACAAACAGUCGUGAGAAUUAACUGAAAACUGAUUAAUGAAUAUUAACAAAAGAAUUUAAUUAAUUUCUCAAUAUCAGUACAUAGACAAGUGUAGAAGAGAAAUAAGAAGACAUAAAUUUCAUUUAUGCUUGCACAAGCAAAACAUUCAAAAUAAAUUUGUUAAAAAAAAAAUUGGAAAUCGCAAUUUCAAGACCAUACAUACUGAAUACAUACAAGAGAGGAUUAAUAUCAAGUUAAGAGAAACCUUUUGUGAGAAAAUUUUUUCUCUAUGCCAUCUGAUAUCCAAUAAGCUUUCGUUUGAAACUAUAAACGAUCAAAAUAUAUAUAACAUUAAGAAUUAUUAUCUUAUAAUAAAGAAUAAAGUUUUAAAAAAAUGGGAAAUUCAUCGUCAUCACAUCAACCACUCGAGCGUGGUUUUACCAGAGGAGGUGGAGUGAGCAAUGGUGACAUCAAGAAUGUGAAAUCUUCAUCAUUUAGGACAAGCAAGCGAUUCUCGCCAAAGAAAAUGGAUCGACUACGUAAAUCAUUCCGUGAUUCAUUUCGAAGGCGCAAAGAUCGUGUUCCGGAAGCAUCAAAACCACAUUUAUGGCAAACUGAUGAACAAGAUGUACGUUCUGCAACAUGUGCAUUUCCAGUAAAGUAUCUUGGCUGUGUUGAGGUAUUUGAGUCACGUGGUAUGCAAGUUUGUGAGGAAGCAUUGAAGGUUCUUAGAAACUCUCGACGAAGACCCAUUCGUGGUCAAUUACAUGUGAGUGGAGAUGGAUUACGUGUUGUAGAUGACGAUACAAAAGGUUUAAUUGUUGAUCAGACAAUCGAAAAAGUAAGCUUUUGUGCUCCAGAUAGAAACCAUGAACGUGGUUUCAGUUAUAUUUGUCGUGAUGGAACAACACGCAGAUGGAUGUGCCAUGGAUUUUUAGCAUCAAAAGACUCGGGCGAACGUUUAUCGCAUGCUGUUGGCUGUGCCUUUGCCGUGUGCUUAGAACGUAAACAACGACGUGAUAAGGAGUGUGCUGUCACGAUGACUUUUGACAUGAAAAAUUCAACAUUUACACGAACUGGAUCAUUUAGACAGCAAACAAUGACUGAACGAUUGGUAGAUCCACCGUCAGCAGCUGUUGCUCCACAGCCAAAAUCAUCUUAUAAUCCAUUUGCUAUUGAACGACCACGUGCAACUCCUUCGAUGCUGGAACGUCAAGGAAGUUUUCGUGGAUUUACACAAAUUGGUGCUCAAUCUCCUUUCAAACGACAAAUGUCAUUACGUAUUAACGAUCUUCCAUCCAAUGCUGAACGUCAACGUGCAUUCCUUGAUACAAAUGCAUCACAGAGAUCUGCCGUCUCGCCAAUUCCAGAAGUGUCUCCUCAACCGACCGACACAGUCAGUGAACUUUGUAAAGAAUUAAGUCAAGGAUUAUCGAUGCUUUCAAAAGAUACUGAGAAUUUCUUAAAUUUUGAAAAAUUAGCAAAUGGAAUUAUUGGAUCAGGUUCGGUUAAUAUUCCAUCACCACCUUCAUAUCCAACAUCAGUAGUUGCAGUAGCUCCAUAUCGUCCAUUAAUGUCAUUGCAAAAUUCAUCUAUUCCGAUUGGAACAGCAACACCCAUUCAACAAAGUAUAGUAACAACCGAUACAUCAUUGUCUAUUACAGAAUCUUACCCAAGGGCAUCAUCGCCUGCUGUUAAUAAUUCUCCUCCAUCAUCACCACCACAAAAGAUUGUGUCUAUAGAAAUAGCUACACCGACGCCACUUCCGAAAGCCGAGCAAUGGUUAACAGAAAUUGUAAAAAAUGCAUCGCCAGCCCCAAAACGUGCAUCACCAUUUAACACGCAAUCUCGAUCGAAAUCUCUUGCUACAUCUGACCUAUUUGAUACACAAACAGGAGUGGGAGAAUGGGCUAAUACAUCAACAGUCUCAAAUCAAUCACAAGGCCCAACAUACCACAGCACUAAUCCCUUUAUAUCACCACCCAAACCUAUUCAACAGUCGUUUCAAGUUCAAUUGUAAGUUUCUUGUUUAGAAAGAAGCAUAAAAAAAAUUUAAUUAACAUACAGCAACUUACUUUGCAUACAUAUUAUGCUUGAUAUACUUAUCAAUGUCGCUUUAAAUCCAUGCCACAUAAAGUUUGUGAUAUGAAAAAUAAUAUAAUAAUAUUAAUAUUAAUUGAUGAAUAUAAAAAAUUUAAAUACUACAAGUAUUUGUGGCAGUCUGUUCAUGCGGAUUAAAAGAUAUUUUUUUUUUCAAUGUGUAUGGACUCAUAGCAUGUAAAUGAAUAUGAAAAGUAAAAGAAACUGAAAGUUAAAACAUGAAUGGGAUGUUGAAGAUGAUGUUGGGCCAAUCGUUAAAUUGACAUGAAGCAAGCAAUAUUAUUAAACUGUUUUAUUGAACCUCGAUCGAUGUGUUGUAGCUUAUUGAAAGAAGCAAAAAAAAGCCAUUCUACUGAAUAUGAAUGAAAUGAUGUGUAUUGUGUGUUGUGAGGAUGACGAAAUGGAAAGUUCAUUAUUGAAGGUAUAGAUGCGGUUCAUAUGUGAAUAUGAAUAGUAAAAGUGAUAAAUGAUUUAAAUAAGAUAGUAGAUAUUAAGCGUUGAGGAUAGUGCGAUACGUUGUUAAGCAUAAAAAAAGUAUAUACUAAUUGUAUUAAAACCAUUAUUUGAACUCUCAGUUCAAUGAAUUCUUUAACUAUAGUGAAAUUAACUAAUAAAGACAGAAAAAUAUCAUUAACUAAAGAGCUGUUUCGUUUUGCUGUAUUUCGACUUCCCUUCCGUGUUAACCUGAUGAUAGACUUACUUAUUACCUAAACUGCACAAAAUGAGACAUCAGAAUUGUUUCGCUUUUAAUCUUGUUUCAUUUAUCGAUUCCAACUAUAGUUUUAUGAUUAUUGUAAAUAGUCUUACUUAGUUUUACAAGACAUUGAACUUAUGUACUUAAUAAAGCAUAUAAUAAUGUGCAAUAGAAAGAUGAUCUUGAUUUCAUUUGAUGCACCAAUUAAUCAUAUAAAAAGUUCAAUAACGCAUUUGUUUACAAUGCACGCACGCACCGAAAUUCCACGCACUUAACAUACUUAGACUGCAAUUUAUUCUCAUACUUAGGCAGGAGAAAAAACAUUCAAUCUCGUCCAAUAGCUUCUGCUUCUCUUGCUGACUUUAUUUGUCAAAUGUCUAAAUAUUGCUGUUGUUUAAACAUCGAGAAUGUAUCGUAAAAUUUCUUCUUCGAGGACGCUACUCGAGAGUAAACAUAAUUUGCAUAUCUGUUUACCAAGUUUCGUAACAUUUAGUGACAUAAGAAAAUUACAGUAUUGUUUACAGUUUGAACUUUGAUUCCAAGUUUGAGAUUUACUUAGGACAAAUUUAUUUGAAUUAAAGAGUUUUGAGAGUUAUUUCCAGUUUGAGCAAGUAUAGGAUAUUCUACUUAACAUAGAAUUAUAGGUAUAAAGACGUAAGUAAAGUAGCUUAAAUCUCAAAAUGCUCAAAUGAAGUAAAAAUAAUUUUCCCGCGCAAACUGAAUACCAAAUUUAUAAAGAGCACAUAAAGCCUGAACUCUCGAGACACACUUCAUAAAUUACAGUAUGACAGAUAAUCUUAGAUCAAUGGUUAUCAACCUUACAUUAUGUUCCGAGCAUUAAUUCCAGUUAUUAUGAAUGCUGGAAUGUCAUUGAUCUAUUGAAUCCCAUUUAGACAUUUGACAAUUAAAAUGAUCGUGAGGAAAUGAGAAGUGAAAACAUAGAGAUUCACACGCAAGAACUCAAUUUAAAAGUAAUAAACUAUCACGUACAUUUUAUAUCGAAUUUUUAAGCUUUAUUAAAAGAGAAAAAUGAAUUAAUAAAAAUAAAGAGUUAAAGAUGUAUAAGUCGGAAAUAAUUGAUUUAUUGACACAAACAUAACUGAAGUAGAUAAUUAUAAUAAGGAAUGAGAUAACUAAAUGCAUACAUAUCAU
Messenger RNA from Chironomus riparius, 4606 nucleotides. NCBI's taxonomy places the organism in Eukaryota, Metazoa, Arthropoda, Insecta, Diptera, Chironomidae. The record is from the annotation of a GenBank genome assembly.